Molecule: messenger RNA, 1037 nt
Organism: Lathyrus oleraceus (garden pea)
Lineage: Eukaryota; Viridiplantae; Streptophyta; Magnoliopsida; Fabales; Fabaceae
Exons: 1
Coding region: 89-808 (239 amino acids)
Source: RefSeq, a predicted model, not a curated record
UAGAGUAUAUAUACUACUAAUCAUCAACUUUGUUAAGACAACUAAUCACAACGUUGUUCUUUCUGCUGUUUUUCCAAAGCCGUCAAACAUGGAACAUUUCAUGAAACUCUUUGAUUCUUUCUGGUUUGAGAUUAACAUUUUGAACAUAAACACAACUUCAUCAAUAACGUCAGCAAGUUCUGAAGAAAAUCUAAAAGAUUGUCAGAAAAAUGAAACAUCGUCGGCAGAAGAAGAACCAAAACUCACUCGGAUCCGAACUGUUCAUAACAGAUCCAUGAGUGACCAAUCUAUAACAAGCUUCAACCAUGAUUCUCUUUCUCCAGAUUCUGUUCUCAUUCCUUCAAAGCUUCAAACAAUUUUCUCAGGAAAAGAAGUAACAGACUCAGAAGACAAAAACCUAGUACCAACACAAACACAAACACAAACGUUGUUGUUGCCUAAAAAGAACAACAUCAACAAGGUUGCUAAGAAGAAAAGGGAAAGUAAGAGUUUAUCAGACCUUGAGUUUGAGGAGUUAAAAGGGUUCAUGGAUCUGGGUUUUGUUUUCUCGGAAGAAGAUAAAGAUUCAAACUUGGUUUCAAUUAUUCCUGGGUUACAAAGAUUUGGGAAGAAAGAUGAAGAACAAAAAGAGGAUGUUUAUGAGGAAACUGUGAUUCAAAGACCUUAUCUUUCUGAAGCUUGGGAAGUUCAUGAGAGGAAAAAAGAGAACCCUGUGAUGAAAUGGAAAGUUCCUGCUAUGAAGAAUGAAAUUGAUAUGAAAAAUAGUCUCAGAUUGUGGGCACAUAAUGUUGCUUCUACAGUGAGAUGAGAAAUGAGAUGAUGCUGUUGUUCAUAGUUCAUAAAAAAAAAAACUUCUUUAUUUCUUAAAUAUUCUUUUUGCUAAAUGAUAUCUUUGGAAUUGUUUGGUUUGUAGUUUUAGGAUAAUGCAACAUUUUUCUGUGGUUAUUUGUUGUCAAUUUUUUUCUGGAAUUUGGGAUUCCAGUGUAAUUUGUAAUUUUUGACAAAAUGGAAUGAAAUUUAAUUCAGUAUUUGAGAUC